Messenger RNA from Xenia sp. Carnegie-2017, 870 nucleotides. RefSeq names its product collagen alpha-2(IX) chain-like. The transcript is spliced from 4 exons. The coding region runs from base 121 to 759 and encodes 212 amino acids. NCBI's taxonomy places the organism in Eukaryota, Metazoa, Cnidaria, Anthozoa, Malacalcyonacea, Xeniidae. The record is from RefSeq and is a predicted model, not a curated record.
CUAAAAUUAAUUUUAAACCAUAACAGUCGUGCACUGUUUCGGUCUGAUAUCGUACAAAAUAUAACGUUUAGAAACUGUUGAAGAAGACGCGAGCGUUCAAGAGGCAACUGCUGCAGAGAUAUGCAAUCCAUCACGAAAAUCUUGACUGUCAUUGUCCUUUGCGCGACCUUUCUGUUUCAAAGACAUUUUUGUCAACCAUACUGCUAUAAAGGUGAACCCGGCCCUCUUGGAUGGCCAGGACCCGUCGGUGAACCGGGACUCCAGGGGAUCAAAGGAGAGAAGGGUGACAGCGCAUACUCCAUUCGAUCUCCACCAGAUGACAAACCCUGUUACUGCCCUGAAGCAGUAAAAGGAGAGAAAGGGGAGCCAGGCCCGCAAGGCAGGAAAGGUGUACAUGGGGUACCAGGGUUCAAGGGACGUGUUGGUGAAAAGGGUGAAAAAGGUUAUCCAGGCAAAAUUGGGGCACCAGGACAUUCAUCAAAACGGGUAUCCAUGCAGCCACCUGGAGCACGAAACAUUGCCUAUGUUCCUGUAAAGAUUUCAGGUCGAAUGCCAAGAAUAAUAUGUCAUCAUUUUAGAAGGCACGCGUACGUUCCCGUAGUUCCAAAUAAGUUCGUCGGUUGGAAUGAACCAGGGAGGUCCGGCUACCUGACAUACGGCAAUUGGCUCUACUAUUCGUCGCGUUUCAUGUGUCCGUGCAGCGUCAAACUCCCCCCGGGACCAACGCCAAGUGCGAGAGAAUUCAUGCGGCGUCUAUAGGGAGGAACGAUCAGUGAUUAAAACUUGACGUUGUUGAGAGCUCUUGAGGACGAUAGUUAUAGAUAAUAUAAAUACAACCUAUCAUUAUAGAUUUCCUAUAUUGUUUUUUUU